Caenorhabditis sp. 36 PRJEB53466 is the source of this 396-nucleotide messenger RNA. NCBI's taxonomy places the organism in Eukaryota, Metazoa, Nematoda, Chromadorea, Rhabditida, Rhabditidae. The record is from the annotation of a GenBank genome assembly.
AUGAGAUCGCUGCUCUUCUUCCUUCUCCUGGCUUGCUCCAUUGCCGCCGGUAUGCGCCACACCGCCACUCUUUUUCAGUCUGUCCAUUUCAGCCCAAAGCGAGUAUGAAGAGUUUGCCUCUUCCGAAGUCUCCUCCUCGUCAUCGUCGUCAUCGGAACAAGCCGUGGAUUCUGAAGAGGUGCUCAAUUCAAAUUAUAGGUUACGCCCGCGGAAGCCUAUAAUUUGGCACAUUAUAAUUAAUCUCCAGCAUCAUUUUGUUUGCAGAUUGUCGACGGAUCCGGCUCGGGGGAUGAAGAGCAAGUGGUUCCUUUGAAAAUUAACAUUUUGGGCAUCCUUCCUGGACCGGGAGACAUCAGAAAGAAGAGAGGAAUUAUGGAGGUGCUCGGCAGAAAGUGA